CUCAUCAAUAUGUCGAUGGAUUUGGAUGCCCCCGUCUAUUUCACGCAGCAGGAGAAAGUCGCAGCCACAAUUCUUUGCUGCAACUGUGGCGCUGCUAUUGAUGGAACACUCUCAGCCGGAGCCCUAUGUUCGGAUUGUAUUCGUCUUACUGUCGAUGUUGCCGGAGGUGUGCAACGAGAGGCGGUGAUUCACUGCUGUAGGGAUUGCGAACGGUGGCUACAGCCCCCCAACAGCUGGGUUGUCGCAGCUCUCGAGUCGAAGGAACUACUCGCCAUUUGCCUACGCAAGCUCCGUGGUCUGAACAAAGUCCGAAUCAUUGACGCCAGCUUCAUUUGGACCGAACCUCAUUCGAAGAGAUUGAGGCUGAAGAUCACCAUACAAACGGAGGCCUUCCAAGGCACUAUCGUGCAACAGCAAUUUGAGGUUGAAUUUGUUGUUGCCAAUCAGCAGUGUUCUGGCUGCGCCAAAUCUUAUACGCAUCAUAGCUGGCAAGCAUCUAUCCAAAUCAGACAGAAGGUCCCUCACAAGCGGACAUUUAUGUACCUGGAACAGCUUAUCCUCAAGCAUAAUGCCCACAAGGAUACUGUCAACAUCAAGGAAUCGAACGAAGGUCUUGAUUUCUUCUUCGCAAAGAGAAAUGAAGCCGAGCGUAUGCUUUCAUUCUUAGAAUCCGUGGUUCCCAUGCGUUCCAAGAAGAGCCAUGAACUAAUUUCAAUGGAUAUUCAUACGUCGACUUCUUCGUAUAAGUUCUCGUAUUCGUGCGAAAUUAUCCCUAUCUGCAAGGAUGAUCUCGUUGCUCUGCCGAUUAAGCUGGCCCGCUCAUUGUCUGAUAUAAGUCCGCUCGCUAUCUGUUAUCGGGUAGGCACGUCUAUCAAUCUUAUGGACCCUUGCACCCUACGAACAACCGACCUUCCUGCUAGCACUUACUGGCGCCAGCCAUUCCCGAACCUUGCAGAUACCACCGAGCUUAGGGAAUUCAUUGUCUUGGAUAUUGAAUCUACCGGCCACUCUAAUGGUCGGUACCUCCUUUCUGAGGCCACAGUUGCUCGUGCUUCAGAUCUAGGAUCUAACGAUACCACCUAUUUCACACGGACUCAUCUCGGUGGUGUUCUACACGUGGGUGAUUCUGUUCUCGGAUACCACUUGUCGGGAACCCAGUUCAACAACGAUCAACUCGAGGCAAUUGAGAAUAGCCACCAGUACAGCUCAACGGUUCCGGAUGUGGUCCUUAUCAAGAAGCACUACGUCCGCAGCAAGAAGUCCAAGGCCCGCAGCUGGCGUUUGAAGCGUAUGGCUCGCGAGCAUGAAGAGGAGGCCACUGCUGCUACAGUCAAUGUCCCCACAAACAAGCGCCAGGAGCAGGAGCAGGCUAGGAUGGAACAUGAUUACGAAAUGUUCUUACGUGACGUGGAGGAGGAUCAGGAACUGCGUCAAACACUCGAUCUGUACAAGAACCGUCAAUACCAGGUCAGGGCCGACCAGAUAGAUGAGGAUGGCGAUGAUGACAUGGACGAGGAUGAACACGCUGUGCCGAAAAUCAACAUGGAUGAGCUGCUUGAUGACUUUGAUGAGUUGAACAUGGAGGACAAUUAG
Messenger RNA from Penicillium hordei, 1593 nucleotides. RefSeq names its product ribosome-binding protein NMD3. Gene Ontology annotation, molecular function: ribosomal large subunit binding. The transcript is spliced from 6 exons. Gene Ontology annotation, cellular component: nucleus; cytoplasm. Bases 10 to 1593 code for a protein of 527 amino acids. NCBI's taxonomy places the organism in Eukaryota, Fungi, Ascomycota, Eurotiomycetes, Eurotiales, Aspergillaceae. The record is from RefSeq and is a predicted model, not a curated record. Gene Ontology annotation, biological process: ribosomal large subunit export from nucleus.